Messenger RNA from Catharus ustulatus (Swainson's thrush), 1545 nucleotides. It is a transcript of the gene LMCD1, whose product is annotated as LIM and cysteine rich domains 1. The record is from RefSeq and is a predicted model, not a curated record. Gene Ontology annotation, molecular function: zinc ion binding. Lineage: Eukaryota; Metazoa; Chordata; Aves; Passeriformes; Turdidae. Bases 157 to 1194 code for a protein of 345 amino acids. The transcript has 6 exons.
GCCCCAGCCCCAUGUCCCUCCACCUCUGCUCCCCAGAGCCUUCCCCUGCUCUGUUUCCUGCUCACUGUGGAAACCACCCCAAAAGUCCAGUGCCAGAGGCAUGGAAACGUGCCACACUCCCAAAGGACACCUGGAGAAAGACCAAGGAGCUCCAAGAUGUCGGGGAGAGGAGCGCCGUGUUUGCGCUGCCGAGGGCUGUGCACGGGCUUCGAGCCCCACUCCUGGAGGAAGAUCUGCAAGUCGUGCAAGUGCAGCCAGGAGGAGCACGGGCUGAGCUCGGAGCUGGACGAGGACCGCAAGGUCGGGGGGCUGCUCUCGGGCUCGCGCUACGCGGCGCUCACGGCGCGCCCCAAGGGCGGCGACGGCGCCCGCAUCUACAAGAGGAACCGCAUGAUCGUCACCAACCCCAACAUCUCGGGCAAGGACCCCACCUUCGACACCAUCACCUACGAGUGGGCCCCGCCAGGGCUCACCCAGAAGCUGGCCAUGCAGUACAUGGAGCUGGUGCCCCCGGAGCUGCAGCCCGUGGCGGGCACGGAGGGCGCGUUCCAUCGCCGGCGGCGCCUGGCGCGGCAGCUCCCGCUGCACGACCAGGACCCGGCCCAGUGCCGCGGGCUCAGCGAGGGAGAGCAGCCCCUGAUGGAGGAGUUCGUCAGGAAGUACAAGGCUGAGGCGCUGGGGGUCGGGGAGGUGGCACUGCCGGGCCAGGGCGGCGGCGGCGGGAAGGAGGAGGAGAAGCGCCAGGACAAGAGCACGGAGCCCAGCAGAGCCCCCGAGUCACCCAACGGGGCCCUGGAGAGCACAGCGGGCACCGGGCACUACCUCUGUGACUCCUGCCAUCAGCCCGUGCCCGGGGACUGCCCCGUGGUCUAUGCCGACCGUGCUGGCUACUCGCGGCAGUGGCACCCGGGCUGCUUCGUGUGCUGCCGCUGCUCCGAGCCCCUCGUGGACCUCAUCUACUUCUGGAAGAGCGGGGCAGCCUGGUGUGGGCGGCACUACUGCGAGAGCCUGCGGCCCCGCUGCGCCGGCUGCGACGAGAUCAUCUUCUCGGAGGACUACCAGCAGGUGGAAGGGCUGGCCUGGCACAACAAGCACUUUGCCUGCCUGGAGUGUGAGACGCUGCUGCUGGGCAAACCCUUUGCCCUGGCCAAUGCCAGCCUGCUGUGCACCACCUGCAGCCAGAGCCGGGUCUGAGCAGGGCCCUGGGCUCCCCGAGCUCCCACCAGCACUGGGGGCGAUUGGAAACACAGCAGAAGGGGAAGGUUAAACAGUUCAAGAGUCUGACUAUUCACUUGCAAGCAGCUCUGUGUCCCCUUGCAUCCAGCACAGCCCAAGGGAAGCAUUUCCUCAGCUCCUCUGGGUGUGACAGAGCCCUUGUGCCAGGGUGCCUGGCAGGAGGAACUGCAGAGGAGGGCUGGGCUGGGCUGGUUUCUGUCAACUCUGUCCAACCUUCUUAUGACUAAGGUCUUGCAAUCGUCCUUUGGAAAUAACACAUCUCAGCAGUAACUUCUGGUGUACUAAACCUACAGUUGUGGUCAAAAACAA